ACGACAUUGACCAUGUCUAAUCGGAAUGAUGCUGCAGGAUCGUGGUAUAGGUAGUUCUCAACACAAUGCCAUGUUCAGCAAACGAAUUCCUCACCCCAAGUCCACCAAAUACCACGACGAUGACGACCAAGACUUUCCCACGCCGCCUGCGAAGCGCGUAAAACGCGACAUUACCGACUUUGUACACCGCACGAGUCCCAAGAGCGCAUCCAAGGUCAAAAGAGAUGAGAUUCCAGACUCGGAGGAUGACAGUGAUAUUGAAGAUUCGUGGGAAGAGCCCAAAAGACAAACCGACAUUGAAACUGCUCUGCCGCCCAUAGAGACAGACAAGGAGGCCAUCCAGGCUUAUGAGGCCCAGAAGGCGGCCGAGCAGGCAGAUCUUGGCUUGCACGGCCGCUUAGAUGGUCGAAAAUGGGUUCGAGGCAAGACUUCAAUCUAUGUUGAUGCCUUCAACUUGGCUUUGGAAACUGUGCUAGAAGAGGAGAGCCACCUGUUCGAUGAGGCAGAACACGUUGUCUUCAAACAGUGGCGGGAGUCAUCAUACGAAGCGCAAUACCUCUAUGUCAGACUGUUCCUUCGAAAGACAUCCAGCUGGCAUCGAAUCAGUCGGCUGGGCUACCACAGCGACAUUGCAGAUCUGCAGGCUGCCAUCGAGGAGCUGCAGAAGCCAAGAAAUCUGCCGCUGGCCUCCUCGCAGGACCCAUAUCAUCCCGGUGAGCUGGAGCCGCCCGAAGGAACUACUCUCUGCGCGAGCUUCACCUUUGCAGACAGGUCACAGGACUGCAUCAAGACCCUAGAAGAAGCGUCUUCAUUGCUUCUGCUGGACGAACUCAAGGCAAUCGCCAAAGAAGUCAAGGUGCAGGGUAAGAACAAGAAGGAGUUGCUGAAGAAUCUGCAAAAGACGAGCGGAUCACAGACCGCUUUGUCGCGCUUCGGCAGCUUACGACGGUCGGACACAGAUGAGACCACAGCAUCACGCGACCCCGACCAAGUAGACCAUAACAGCCGCGAGGCCACUCCCGGUAGGCUCGAGAACCGUGAUGCUCAUUUUCUUGACAAAAUAAUGACAGAGACUGGCCCUUGCAUUCGCCUCUCCGUAGCCGCACUCAAGCUCUUCGAGCGUGUUCACUUGGUCUUUUAUCGCUCGUCAGAGUGGACUGAGAAGUCACUGACCACCAUCAUUCUUGCUCGGAUAGCCAGACGUAAUUUUCCCGAGUACAUCGUCUCUCGCUCUGCCAGCAUCUUUCCCUCUCGGUCCCUACUGCUGGAGUUUGAAGCGUCUGUCCGAACACAGUUCAGGGUUGAUAAUGUGCUAGAAUUCAAUGGGACGCCCACGAAAGAGACACUGCAAGAAAUCCUGGGCCUCUUCGAAGAAGUACUACCGCGCUGGCGCACUUUACUCGCGGACGAGCAGCGCAAAGAAGACAGUAUUUACAGCACUGGCGAAGGUGCAUAUCUGCGACGACUAUCACCCGCCUGGGUGUAUACACGGAUUGUACACAAGGCAGCGUAUGUUCUCGGCAAGCUCAAGGAUCACAAACGAGAACACGAAGUGCUCUGUGAGCUCCUUGGUCAACGACUCUUCCAUACCUCACGACGUGGCGACUGGUAUCAGAGGAAGGCGCUACUGGAGGAGCAUUACAUGUAUCUCCAUCUGUCAUCGCCACCGGCGUGUAAAGAUGUGGAAGCCAAAAAGAAGCACUACAAACGAGUGGCUCUGGGGACUUGUGAGGACGGCUUACAAGACCAACUGACACACCUCAUCUUCCACCGGGACUUGCAAAAGAGGAUUACCAAGCUGGAGAAGAGUCUCAAGAUCGCGAAGAGACUCCAGCAUGACUUCGACCAUGUUCGCUUAGCGAAAGCUCAAGAACGCUCUUUCGAGGGCAUCCGCAUCGAGCGUCCUGCGACAAACGCCAGUAGUCGUCGCAAUAGCGAACAAAUGAAAGCAACCGGCUUCCGCGGCGCAAAAACGAUAUGGCUGGACCCGGCAUUGCUCCAGCCUGUUGACAAGCCUUCAAGUGACCGUUCUCUUAAGCCCGAAGAAGACGGGUCGUCUGCGGAAAGCGACGACACCAAACCUCUCGAGGGCGAAUGUUCAGUAGAAGAAAUGUGCCUCUCCUCCUAUCGCGCCCUGGGUUGGAAAGGCUACCACUCCGAGGGCCGCGUCGUCCGAACCCUCUUCGCCUAUCUCUUCUUCGACAUUCUCUUCCUCUAUAUCCCGAAUGUCUUCCAGACAGCUUACCAGACCUGCCCUUUGGAUCUACACACUGAUGCCUUUUACCCCAGCCGCAUCAGCGAAGUGAAUGCUCGACUGAAUGAAAUCAGUAACGGAGAUGCUGCGGAGCACAUACAACGCGUGUGGGCUAAUCACCACGAACGGCAGACUUGCGUUGUGGGUCUAGACUGGACUUUCGAACUCGAUGAUCUAUUGGAAAUUGCACAGUGUUUCGAGCCUGCGGCAUUGAGUACAGUCAUGAAGGUUAUGGUGCAAGAGUAUGGACAGAGAGGUGGUGGAGUCCCGGAUUUAUUUCUGUGGAGACUGGAAAGAGAAGAUGGGCAAAAGGGGGGAGGAGGUGAGGUUAUGUUUUCCGAAGUGAAGAGCGAGAAUGAUCGGCUGAGUGAUACGCAGAGGAUGUGGAUCGAUGUCUUGUGCUCCGCGGGCGUGAGAGUGGAAUUAUGUCAUGCUGUCGCGAAGGAAGUCAGGGUGAUGAGAUAAGGGAGAGUAUGCGUAUCAGCA
This is a messenger RNA of Sphaerulina musiva SO2202, 2740 nucleotides long. RefSeq names its product VRR_NUC-domain-containing protein. NCBI's taxonomy places the organism in Eukaryota, Fungi, Ascomycota, Dothideomycetes, Mycosphaerellales, Mycosphaerellaceae. Gene Ontology annotation, biological process: interstrand cross-link repair. The transcript has a single exon. The record is from RefSeq and is a predicted model, not a curated record. Bases 26 to 2719 code for a protein of 897 amino acids. Gene Ontology annotation, cellular component: nucleus. Gene Ontology annotation, molecular function: 5'-3' exonuclease activity; 5'-flap endonuclease activity; flap-structured DNA binding.